UAUCAAGCAGAUCACAAGUGCUAACUAUCUAGUAAUCAUCUUCAUUUACUUAGUUUUGAAGGAAAUCAUAAAUUACAUACACAUCCAACUGGUAAAUACAAGUUUUUUAUUGGCCAAUUUGAUUUAAAUAACACAUAUAAGUAGUUAAGCCUGCAAACUUUGAGAAACUCAAUCAUGACAGAGUUUAGGCAAAACCUGCAACACUUCAAGUCUUCCAAAGCAUCUGAAGAAAUGACCUUCAAUAUGGAAGUGAUAAACCAGUUCUCUAAUGCGAUGGAGAGUGCGUUAGAGGAUUUCAAUGAAACAGAAUCGUCAGUGGAAAAUUUCUGGGGCUACCAUUUCCAGUUACCUGAAAACACAUCACCAAGCUCACUUUCCAAUUUUUCUUCUGUUGCUCUACUGAAAUGUCAGAAAGAGUUUCCAGUGAUAACUCGAAGCAGUCUACCGGUAGAUAGUGGACACGAAACCAUGAAAAGAAAAGAGAAACAAGUAUCAGAAAGAAAUUCAGGAAUCCUUUGUGCAGCUUUUGGAAAUGACAGUAGUAAUGCUAGGUCUUCAAAAAACAUGGAAGGAGGGAGGAAAAGAAGGAAUUAUGAGAAAGAACAAGAAAAGCCUGGAGAAGUAGUUCAUGUUAGAGCAAAACGAGGUCAAGCUACAGAUAGUCACAGUUUAGCAGAGAGGGUGAGAAGAGAGAAAAUCAACCACAAAUUAAAAUGCUUGCAAAACAUUAUUCCAGGUUGUCACAAGUCAAUGGGCAUGGCGAUGGUGUUGGAUGAGACUAUCAAUUAUGUUUAUUCACUACAGAAUCAGGUCGAGUUUCUCUCAAUGGAGCUUGCAGCUGCAUGUUCCACUUUAGGCAUAAAUUUUGGCAUGGGGGAUAACAGAAAAGCUUUGGGGACAAGAUCACAUGAGGAAUAGAAGAUAAAGAAAUUAGAUGAGGAAAUGAUAAAGAAAGCACAGUUGCUUCCACUUGAUUAAGCCCUUUUUGACUGCAAAUGGGGCAUUUGUUAUCUAUCUGUUGUCACAAACCACAUGAGUUUGCUUCCUACAUUCAUUUUCCUUUUAGGCAAACAAGAUAGUGUUUUUUCACAAAUCUACAAAAUGCCGAAAACAAAACUACCAGAGAGUGAUUUAUCAGUUUUACAUCUAGUGUAAGUUGCAGAUAGUAGAAAAGUUGCAACCAAAUACCUGAUAUUGGCCAUGUCCGGUCCAUAUGAGAUUCUUAACAGCUUCUUGAUGGGAUUUUGUUAUCUUAUCUGCGUCAUGUCUACUUUUUUAAACAACUGAGACUGUAAUUCUCUUU
Cucumis sativus (cucumber) is the source of this 1303-nucleotide messenger RNA. Its product is annotated as transcription factor BEE 3. The coding region runs from base 175 to 918 and encodes 247 amino acids. The transcript has 6 exons. Gene Ontology annotation, biological process: regulation of DNA-templated transcription. Gene Ontology annotation, cellular component: nucleus. Gene Ontology annotation, molecular function: protein dimerization activity; DNA-binding transcription factor activity. Lineage: Eukaryota; Viridiplantae; Streptophyta; Magnoliopsida; Cucurbitales; Cucurbitaceae. The record is from RefSeq and is a predicted model, not a curated record.